AUGGGAGCUCAAGUUACAGUCGAGGAUCUUCUCAAGCGCAAUGCGCAGAUCUCUCAAAACUCCUAUCCAACCCUUCCUGAAGUCCCAUUGCCAAACAUAUUUAUCGUAACUUGCUGCGAUCCUCGGGUUGAUCCAGUUGAAAUGCUCGGCUUAGAACGAUACGAAGCUACUGUUAAUCGCAGUCCUGCGGGUCGUAUAAGGCCACAUUUCCAGGGCCUCUUAUUCCUUGAUCAAAUCAUAAAGUUUUCCGAAAUCAUGAUUAUUCAUCAUACUGACUGCUCGGCUGCGGUGUUGAAAAGUGAUGACGUUCGGACGGCCUUGAAGACCAGUGCACCUGGGAAAAGUUCCGACAUUGACGACUUAGUGCUUCCGGGAUUUGAUGAGUGA
Lachnellula hyalina is the source of this 387-nucleotide messenger RNA. RefSeq lists its product as uncharacterized. Bases 1 to 387 code for a protein of 128 amino acids. Gene Ontology annotation, molecular function: zinc ion binding; carbonate dehydratase activity. The transcript is spliced from 5 exons. Lineage: Eukaryota; Fungi; Ascomycota; Leotiomycetes; Helotiales; Lachnaceae. The record is from RefSeq and is a predicted model, not a curated record.